ACAAACAUGGCGUGUGUUCCGUUAUUAAUGCUAUUGCUGGAAUUCUUCGUGUUUGCUCCGUUGCCAUGUUUUGCUCAGUGUCCAAGAAAUUGCCAGUGCACAGAACAAGGAACUGCUGGGUCUCCAAGUUUUAAGAAGACUGUUUCUUGUUCAGCAAAACUUGGCGAGUUGGAAGUUGCUCCUAAUGUCCCCACAGACACGACUCACUUAGACUUGAAUAACAACCGUCUCAAGAUCGUGCCUUCCAGCUUAUUCCUUAAUUCACCCAAUCUGAAGGAAGUCUACUUGAGUGGAAAUCCGCUGACUUGUGACUGUCAGCUCUACGGUCUCUACAAUGCUACGCGCCACCUCGCAAAGUUUACAGGGACCUGCUACAAGCCAGAUAGAUUACGUGACAAAGACAUCGCUUCACUCAAGCUCUGGGACUUCUGUCGAGGCUGUGCUUUGGUCAAAGUUGUGCAGAACUCUAACGAAGACAAAGAGUACUCGAUGGAAAUUAGCGCAAACUGUGAUACGCACGUGCGUUUAUUUUGUCGAGGAAUGUCCACAGAUUCUCCUAAAGAAUACAUAACACUUAUAUCUGGACAGAGCAAAAACUACGCUUAUGUUCACGACUACAAACAACCAUCUGCUUCCAGGGACAAAUGCGUAAAGGCCAGUGGUGGCUCGAUGUACAUUGAGGCAGGGUUAACCAACUUCUCCAAAGUUCACUUGGAUCUGACCACCAUGAGUAUUGUACCAGAUGACUUCUAUUACUCCACAACAAGCUCUGGAAAACCAAUCAAGUAUGGAGAAGCAGGUGAUUGUUACUCCGCCAGUAAAGAAAGUUGUCGAAAAGGAAAAUUUCAAAUUGAUCUCAUGGGGACUGGGUUCCGCCUGAAGGAGGAGGUUUAUUGGGAACCAUAUGGUACUCCUUCAGAUAUCAAGAACUCACUGGACAUUGAUGAGGAUCGUACUCUGGUAUCUGCAGAAUGUGGGGGGUACUGCGGCGGCUGCAGGGCGCAUGGUGGAAAUCUAGCGGUGGAGCUGGACUAUUGUCCUCAAGAGGGAAUUAAGACUUGCCAUCACGCCUUGGGGAUGGAGGAUGGCUCAAUUUCGAAUGGCCAAAUUACAGCAUCAAGCCAGAAAACUGACAGAGACAAGAGUUUCAAAGCAGAAUAUGGCCGAUUGAAUAACAAGCCCUCUGGGGCCAUGGGAGGGGCUUGGUGUGCUCAGAUGUCUGACAAAUUCCAAUACCUUCAGAUUGAUCUCAACAAAGAGAUGACGUUGUCAGGUGUGGCCACCCAGGGACAAAUUGACGCGCCUAACUGGGUGGCAAAAUAUUCCAUUCACCACAGUACGGAUGGAACAAACUGGAAGGACUACAAGGAGUUUGGAUCUGACCAGGUAUUUGAUGGCAACGAAGACCAACAUAAUGUGGUAACAAACUGGUUUAAUCAGAGAUUUCGAGCACGCUAUGUAAGAAUUAAACCAGGAUUGUACAGCAGUCCUACAAACACAAUCUGCUUACGUGCCGAACUAUAUGGAUGUGUUACAGAUAUCGUCUCUGUCAUCAUCCGAAGUAGCUCAACCAAAAACUGCUGGUCUCCAAAAACGAGUUCCAAUCCUUGCGAGACAUCAGACGGUUCCCUGUUCACUUUGCAAUCCUUCUGUCAGGGGGAGGGGGUGAUGAUGGCUUUUCGUCGCGAUGGAAGCCUUAUUCACAGCUGCAGUGGCAAGUGUGUGUUUAAGAAUGCAAAAGAUCAACUUGCCUUGAGAGAUGGACCUUGUGAUACAUUUGCAAAACACGAGAACCCUGAUGGUACUAUUAUAAUCAGCCACCAAGCCGGCGGAUUAUGUGUCAAUUUGGAUGCUGGAAACAACUUGAUUCUGUCUCCUUGCGGUUCUCGUUAUUUGUUCGAAACCACACAGUCCGGACUCCAGCCGAUCAGACCAAAGUUCAAGAGGAAUAGUCCCCAGUACCUUACUCUCAAUAAACCAGGAUUGAUCCAUUGUCAAGUUGUUUCCGAUCCAAGAGCAAAAUUGUUUUGGACAAAAUCUCUUCAUUGGCCCAAUGGGGACCACCUUCCUAAUCUGGAAUUUGUGCCUUUUUCUAACGGAUCGUUGUUUGUGAGGAAGGCUAAGAAAAGUUAUGAAGGGGAUUUCUACUGCACAGCUGUCAAUUCUGGAGGGUUUAAGAUACAGGACAUUACGAUUAAAGUUGCAGAGCCGCCUAAUUUUAUGAAACGUCCUAGUGACUUGACAACGUCGGUAAACAAAACAGUCAUGUUUGAUUGCAAAGCAGUCAGUGACCUUGGAGUAAAGUAUUCCUGGUUUCAACUCGUGAAAGGAUCUUCUACAGCAACGUCUGUACUUAAGUUGGACAAACGGUUCAACAUUUUCCCCAAUGGGUCUUUGGGUAUACGCAGUGUGCAGAAAAAAGAUGAAGCAAAUUAUCACUGCCGAGCAGAAAACCCCAUAGGAUACAACAAUGUCACAGCGUUUAUGCGUGUGCUAGUUCCUCCUAGAUUCACAGUCCAGCCCCUCGGCUCAGCGGAACCAUCCGGAAGCUCUUCUGUGUACAACUGUCAAGCGGUUGGGGACCCUGUGCCAACCAUCAGGUGGACCAAAGUUGGUUCUGUGCAACCGCCUUUAGAGCAGUUACAAAAUGGCAGCUUAUUACUCAGAAACAUCCAAAAGUCUGAUGAAGGUCAAUACACCUGCUUGGCAACCAAUACUGUGAAGACGGCCACAGCUAAAAUUACAAUAAGCGUCUACACUGCCUGUAGAAUUGAUUCUCAAGCCAACGCAAUUCACCGACCAGAUCGCAAGUUCUUUGCAGUCGGAGAAAAGGUCAUCGUGGAUUGUAAACCAGGUUUUGAGAAGAAACAAGAUGGAAAUCUGUCGUGCAAGGCAGAUGGGAAUUGGAACAAAGGCUUCCCUCAGUGUACCGAUCUCGACGAAUGUUCGAUCCUUUCAUCACGGUCAGUUAUCCAGAAUAGCACGAAGAUUCGAAGUUGUCAUGACAAAGCCCGCUGUGUGAACACUGUGGGCUCAUUUGGUUGUGAAUGCAGGAGGGGAUAUGCUGGUGAUGGAUUUUCUUGUACUGCUGUUUGUUUACCACCAUCGCAAGAUGGUAAUGGAAAAUGGAUGCCAAAUAAACCAAGUUACCGCAUUGGCGAGACAGUUUUGCUCAACUGUGACUUGGGAUACAAACUGGCGAAUUUAGGUCCAUCGAGUGUAACUUGUGGAAAAGACACCCAAUGGAGUACUCCCAAUCCUUCUUGUCAAGACAAAAAUGAAUGUAGAGAGGGAACUCCUUGCCACAAGAAUGCUGAUUGCGUCAAUACUGUUGGUUCAUUCAUAUGCAGAUGCAAGGAAAGAUUCCAAGGAGAGGGCGUAACGGAGUGUAAAGAAGAGAAAACACGUACUGUUACUGGAUCCGAUGGAAAAGUGUGGAAAUACUCAGCCAAGAUGACUAUUCUGGAUGAAAAACUUAAACAAUUUGAUGAUAAAAACAUCACUGCUGAGGAUCUUCUGGCUACCGUUCUUAACUCCUCCUCCCCAGGCUCCGGACAACCGAUGGCGGGUGACCUGGUGAUGAUUGUUCAGGGGAUGGACACUGCUCUGUCAAAUCUGAAUUCCAAACAACGAAUGGCUACUGCCAAGCAAGUCAUACAAAUUUCCAGUAACAUCUUGGAUAAGAAAAACAAAGAACAGUGGAGUGAACUACAAAAGGAUUCCAAGGGUGUAACUGAGGUAAUGGCGUUACUAGACGAGUUUGCUAUGAAGCUAGCCUCAGAUCUGGAGAAACAAAGCUCGGAGAAUGCCACUGUUGAUAUCAAAAUGGAUAGAAUUGGAAUGAAAGUGAUGGUUAAAGAUGCGAACAAGUUUUCGACUGAUGUAGAGUAUCCUCAAAGCUCCGAACAGAGCAACGAUGGGUCAGCGCGGAUUCGUUUGCCUCAAGAACUGUUUGCCAAAUACAAAGACGACUUGCCCGUUAAAGUGACGAGUUUCUAUUUUAAAGAUUUGGGUGAACUUCUGCCAAAGAGAGGAGAGGGAUUCAGGAAGUUUGAUGUGAGUUCGCCGAUAGUGUCCAGCUCCUUGUCUCCUGUUCCUUCAGAGGGGAAACUGGACCCAUCCAUAAUCAUCACAACGAGGAAUAAAAAGCCAUCAGACAUCGAAGCUGUAGAAAAAUGCGUCUACUGGGACUUUGAAAAAUCCAAGGAUCUCGGAGGAAGUUGGUCAUCAGAUGGCUGCCAAGUGGUGUCCAGUGGUAGGAACGGCACAGUAUGCGAAUGUAAUCACCUAACCAGCUUUGCCUUGCUGUCUGUGUAUGACAAGGAACUUACUUUUAGCUUUAUUAUAUACAUCGGCUGUGGAGUGCUGCUGUUAGCUGUAAAUGUGGCAUUGAUACGACACUUUUACCUGUACUGCAAGCGUCGUGCAGAACGGUCCAUCAUACACAUUAACCUUUGUUUGGCCAUAGCCGCUGGCAUAGCCCUUUUCCUUGGUGGGCUCAGACUGACGAAAAUUCCGGUGGUUUGUACCAUUGUGGCAGCUUUACUUCAUUUUUUCUUCAUCGCCAUGUUCUGUUGGGCAGUUUGUGAAGGACUUCAACUGUUCAUGACUCUAGCUACAGGAAAAAAUAAGAACUCGACCAGACUAAAGUAUUUCUUCAUCAUCGGUUGGAUUUUUCCGCUGAUUGCUGUUGGAGUCUCUCUCGGCAUCACGCAGUUACAAGGUUAUGGGAACGGUGAAUGGUGUUGGCUAGAUUAUUCACACGUGUUAAUGUGGUCGUACGUUUGUCCAGCCGCUGGAUUCACUUUGGUUCUUCUCGUGUUAAUGGUGAUGAUCCUUUGUUACAUGGGACGAGUUGUUGAUUCUAAAGACAGAAGAAAAGUCUGUCUGUCAGUCUUGUUCCUAUUUUUCCUCAUUAUUGCCAUCGCGGGGACCUGGGUCAUAGCCGCCAUUUAUGUCAAACAUCACGAGACGAGCUUGUGGCAGUACUUGUUCGCGGCCGCAUGUUUACUGCAGGGAAUUUUACUUUUUGUUUAUUGUUUCCUGAAUCAGACCGUCAAAAACUUUACGUUCCACUAUCAGAUUAAAAGAAUGCAGAGCAGAGAAAAACGGAAUUAUUACAGUACCACCGAUACGGUUCAGUAUUACGGUGCGAAUACAGUGGAUGCAAAAUACAAAGUGACCAGACCUUCUAUCAAAGAGUCAAACACAGAUCUUCGAGGCUCGUCCAAGAGACUUUCCCGGAUUGGCUCCACCACAUCCGGGGUCUUUGAUAAUAAGGAAGAAUAUCCACCCCCUAUCAUGGACACACCCGCCCCAAUGGACACCGCAAUUAAAAGGAAAAUUGAAAGUCAACCAAUUCCAGACUCUCCUGGAGGUGAUGUGAUCCAACUACGAGCGUUUCCUUCUCGGAAAGGAAGUUCAUCUUAUUAUUCAUUGGGCGCCUACGAAUCUACCAGCGAUCGCGAUCGGCGUCCGGACGGAGCCGAAGAACCGGACGUGGCUAUGGGAGAACGAAGAUAUUCCAGGUCGAACAUGCGUAAGAGUGCCGACACAUUGUUGUCGAGUCAUUCCAAGCUACAACAGAUCCCUGAGCGACAGCCCCUUAUGCAUUCUGGGUACCAUCAGCCAGAAUCACGAGAAUCAGUGCAUCAGAGACCCUACGAUAACAAGAAAAAGUCGCCAUUCGAAGAAGACCACUUCUAUGGUUCAAGGGACACAGCCCUGGACUCCUCGCGACGUAAGUCACGUCGUUCUCGCAGAAGACUCGAAGAAGAAUUCGGAAAGUCCGACCGAGAAUCGAUUUCACAGCGUAAGAAGAGUUUGCGAUACUCUUCUGGUUUUUUCAGUGGUGUAACAGUUGAACAAGAUCCACAAAAAGGGGAAAAGCCACAUGCAAGCCUUUGAGGAAAAUUAGCAAAUUUUUACAAUUCGAAAGAGUGGUGCAUCACUCGCCGCACGGAGAAAAAACGCGUGACUACAAUGCAAUCAACUCAAUAGCUAUCACGCGUUUGCUACGUGCAACUAGUUACCGCGUCGCAAGAGAUGUCAAGCGAACUGCUCGCCAAGAAUUGUAAUGUAUGGGAGAGAGAAAAAGUUACUUUCAAUUCUUAAAAAUGACAAUUUCUAAAAACAGUUCAGAAACAGGUAUGUUCGCCCAUAUAAAAGAUGAAUGUAUAAAGGGGGUAAGUUAAUAAAGAAACUGUGCUGCUGCA
Stylophora pistillata is the source of this 6215-nucleotide messenger RNA. RefSeq lists its product as uncharacterized. Gene Ontology annotation, biological process: G protein-coupled receptor signaling pathway; cell surface receptor signaling pathway. Gene Ontology annotation, cellular component: plasma membrane. Gene Ontology annotation, molecular function: calcium ion binding; G protein-coupled receptor activity; zinc ion binding. The record is from RefSeq and is a predicted model, not a curated record. Lineage: Eukaryota; Metazoa; Cnidaria; Anthozoa; Scleractinia; Pocilloporidae.